This is a messenger RNA of Meriones unguiculatus (Mongolian gerbil), 5587 nucleotides long. Its product is annotated as 2-oxoglutarate and iron-dependent oxygenase JMJD4. Gene Ontology annotation, biological process: protein hydroxylation; positive regulation of translational termination; negative regulation of gene expression. Gene Ontology annotation, cellular component: nucleus; cytoplasm. The record is from RefSeq and is a predicted model, not a curated record. Lineage: Eukaryota; Metazoa; Chordata; Mammalia; Rodentia; Muridae. The transcript has 6 exons. Bases 174 to 1454 code for a protein of 426 amino acids. Gene Ontology annotation, molecular function: histone H4R3 demethylase activity; sequence-specific DNA binding.
AAGCGCCAAGGCUUGAGUUCCUACUGGAAUGUCGAACCUUUCGUCUGUGGUUCCGGGCUCCAUCCCUGUGGUUUCUGCUCCUGACUGGUUUUAGGGUGUUUCUCCGCCUCUACUCUCUAUUUGGAGUGACGUGAGAAGGGAGAAUAGGCCUCCGGUGUCAGGGUCGCCAGUGGAUGGAUCGGGAGACGCGCACCUUUGCCGAGCGGCACUACCGGAGCCUCGCCGGCAGAGUCCCCGGCGGCGACGGGCCCGCACCCAGCAGUGUGACCUUCAUUCGGGCUCCAGACGCCUUCUCCUACGCCGACUUCGUCAAGGGCUUCCUGCUGCCUAACCUGCCCUGCGUGUUUUCCAGCGCCUUCACCGAGGCCUGGGGCAGCCGGCGGCGCUGGGUGACGCCGGAGGGAAAGCCUGACUUCGAGUACCUGCUGCACAAGUAUGGAGACGUGGUUGUACCGGUUGCUAACUGUGGAGUGCGGGAAUACAACUCAAACCCCAAGGAGCACAUGCCCUUCCGUGACUAUAUCAGCUACUGGAAGGAGUACAACCAAGGAGGCUGCUCCUCUCCGCGGGGCUGUCUCUACCUCAAGGACUGGCACCUGUGCAGAGACUCUCUGGCAGAUGACUUAGAAGAUAUAUUCACGCUGCCUGUGUACUUCUCAUCAGACUGGCUGAAUGAGUUCUGGGACGUCCUCCAUGUGGAUGACUACCGAUUUGUCUAUGCGGGCCCCCGGGGCACCUGGUCUCCCUUCCAUGCGGACAUCUUCCGCUCCUUCAGCUGGUCAGUGAACAUCUGUGGGAGGAAGAAAUGGUUGUUCUUCCCGCCAGGGCAGGAGGAAGCCCUUCGGGACUGCCAUGGUAACCUGCCCUAUGAUGUGACUUCCACUGAGCUCCUGGAUACCCACCUGUACCCCAGGAUCCAGCACAACAGCAGACCCCUUGAAGUCAUACAGGAGGCUGGAGAGAUGCUGUUUGUGCCCAGUGGGUGGCACCAUCAAGUGUACAACCUGGACGACACCAUCUCUAUCAACCACAACUGGGUCAACGGCUGCAACCUGGCAAACAUGUGGCAGUUCCUUCAGCAAGAACUCCAGGCAGUGCAGCACGAGGUCAGAGAAUGGAAGGACUCCAUGCCUGACUGGCACCACCACUGCCAGGUCAUCAUGAAGUCCUGCACGGGCAUCAAUUUUGAAGAAUUUUACCAUUUCCUCAAGGUCAUUGCUGAAAAGAGAUUCCUUGUUCUGAGGCAAGGGCUGAAGGGGGAUACAGGGGACAGCACGAGCCUAGGACUGGGCCUACAACAGGCUGCCUUUGAUGUUGGCCGCCUCGCAGAUGUGUUGGCCUCUGUGGUUGCACAUCCUGACUUUCAGAGAGUGGACACCAGCGCAUUUUCGACGCAGCCCGAGGAACUGCUUCAGCAGCUCAAGGAUGCUGUGGCUGCUGCAGAAGCCCUUUGAUAUGCUACAGAUCAAGAUGCAAGAAGAGCUCCAGAGGGCAGCUCUUGCCCCAGGAAGUUCAGGCUACCCUCCCUUGAGGCCUAGAAUGUGCCUCAAGCCUGUGCAGGUGCAGUUCUUGCAGGGUGAGCAGACACAGUUGUGCUCAUCCUGUGCUGUUUCCCAACAUCUAGGCCCUGGAUCUUGAGGAAGGUCCAGCCAAAACGCGAGUUUAGCUCAUGAUGAUUAGAGGGAUGUUUCCCAUCUGGCAUACAGCAAGCCUGCCAAGAACAUGAAUUAAGUAGUAAUCAUGAAACCAGGUUUCCUUGGAGCCUUCCAUCCUCUCCUAGUGGUCCUAGGACUCCUGAGUGAUAGACAUCUGAUCUACCUUUGAGGUGUCCUUUCUUAAGCUGGGACAUAGUUAUGUGUGCAUAUAUGCAGUCUUCCUCCCAAGCUUCUUUGUCUUCUAGUUCUUUCCUGGGAGCUCCAGACUCCAGCUGGACUAGGAGGAGUGAACCAGGCUAUGACAAGUUGUAGGGGACUUCUUAAGCUGGGUGUUGUUCACCUGUGGCUGGAGGCAUGGUGCUAAGUGGCUCAAAAAUGCAGGUACUGGUCCAGGAUGGAGAUGAUGAUGCGGGACUAGGGUAAAGUAGUUUUCUUCCCCACAGUACUUCUCCUAUGCUAGACCAUCUGCUGCCCAAGAGGGCAUAGUGCCAGACCCAAAGCAGAAGUAUAGGGAGCCUUGUAGAGGAGACAAAUAUACCCAGGUUGGCCCUGGAUAAGUCAGUGCCUCCUGUACUCACUACCCAUGCAUGUUCUCUCUGUCUGAGAAGGAGACAAGAUAUUGCGUAAUGGCCUGCAUGAGUCCACAUAAUGCCCUAUCCUUCUAGAGCCUGCAUGUCACCAUGUUCUCUGGGCUGUUUCUAGGAGUAGGGUUGCAGCUGCGAGCAGAGAGGUACAGUCUGUGUGAGCGCCAGCUGCUUACUCUUGGCCUCAGCACAGACCACCGUCAUGAGGCACAGCUGUAAAUAGUGCUGGACUUGUAGACAUCUUUGCAGACAGAAGCAUUGCCUAAACCUGCAGCCAUCAUGGUCUGAGGUGAGGCCUCAUAGGGAGAAGAAAGUUAUAAGCAGAAUUGGCCACAGCCUUUGUAGGGUUUUUAUGCAGGACCUGGUGCCAGUGACAUCCCUGUGAUCCCUAAGAAGACCCUCUGAGUGAGGCUUGGGGAUGUUUUCAGAGGAGCCACUUGAAGCUUAGAGUGCUGACACUUUCCAGGGCACAGCUGGUGGUGCCUGCAGAGUGGCACUGAUACUGAGUUACACUGGGCUGCAGGUCUUACGGUAGGUAAGCGUAAGAAGUUGGGUUGGGGCAGGGGCAGUUAUUUUAUGCCAUGCCUGCCACAAGGAGUAGGUCUCCUUGGUUGAGACUACUGGGGAGAAUCAAUGGAAAGAAAAUUAUUUAUUACUACCUUCAGGCCCUUUGCCAGCUAAGUAAGGAUAGCACCUCCUGUUUCAGAGCUAUGUUAGCAUUAUCCCAGGGAUAGUUAUCCUUAAAUAUGGCCAGGCAAUAAGCGUGCCCAGGCUAGGGCUGUGAGCUCCUGACCAGGGUUGUAGUAUCUGGUGCCCUGGUUCCUUUCCUACAUGGAGACACUUGACUCAAUUGGCCCAGCAAUUUAAUUUACCUCCCUUACUCCAGACUGGCAAAAUUAAGAAAGAGAACACCCCGGGCAGUGUGUGACAGACAUUAGCUACUAUAUUCCCAUGACUGUCAUAAUUGGAAGUGAUAAUAUAGUCCCUAGUCAGAUUAACAAGCCAGGAGGGGUCCCAUGCUAAAACAGCUCUGCAGGGAAAGGUGCUUGCUGUGCAAAUCCACUGACAAGUUUGAACCCUGGAUUCCAUGUCAAAGUGGAGGAGCCCCUUCAUGCUGCAUUAGUACUUCACAGACUACCAAAACCCUAGCAUGUACCAGGGCCGCCACAGUUGGAGCCUUCUGUAAGGGCCUCCGCCCAGCAGCUAGCUGUCCAGCCUUGGGCUGAUGCCACUCUUGUUGCUGGCUUUUGUAGCCAAAAAUUAGUAUUUCUCAGUAUCUUUUAUCAUCUCCUUAAAAAUAACUUCCUGUUGCUCCAGCUGAUGGAUACAGCUGAGUUUACCGACAUAUAUUUUCCUAUCAUGACACUGCUAUUCGCAAAAAGUAAUGUCUUUUGAAAAAUGAUGUGGAUUAACAGUUAAAAUAUCCUCCUAGAACCUAGUUAUCCCAAUACUUGCAAAGAAUUAAUGAAAGAAAAACAUCCUAAUCAGAGUCUAAGAAGGGUCUCAAAUCUGUGUUCAAGGAAUGCUCUCACCUCAUUCUCCUGCAUGGUAGGAUGAGAUACACAUGCCACUAUGCUUGGCUAAGCCUACAAUUAAAUAACAUUUGUAGAACUCAAGUGUAGAUAAACAUGCAAAUCCUGUGAGGGUAAAAUCAAGAGGGACAUUUUAAAUACACCUGAGAGGGGACUGGAGAGAUGGCUCAGAGGUUAAGAGCCCUGACUGCUCUUCCAGAGGUUCUUAGUUCAAUUCCCAGCAAACACAUGGUGGCUCACAACCAUCUAUAAUGAGAUCCGGUGCCCUCUUCUGGCGUGCAGGCACACAUGUAAAUAGAACACUGUAUGCACAGUAGAUAAAUAAAUCUUUAAAACAAUUCAACUGAGAUUACUGAAAAUGAAGAGACAAUAUACAGCCUUUGUAAGACAGCUAAGGCAGUACCUAGAGGAAAAAUGAUAAACUGGCAGUACUUAUGAACAAAGAUCUUGAAUCAGUAAUCCAAGAAAUAAAAUCAACGCAAUAAGAGGGAAAUAACCAGCAGAAAUCUUUGAGAUAAAAGACAACAGAGAAUAGCAAUGAAACCAAAACUUACUUUAUAAAAGACCAAUAAGCUGUCAUGGCACACACUUUAAUCCAGCACUUGGGAAGGUUCAGAGUACCAGAGCAACCUAGGCUCUGUAAAGCCUAUCUAAAGAAAAAUGUGUUUACUUAGUUUAAUGAGAGUUCCAUGGGUUUAGCAUCUUUGCAACAGUCAGCUUAGAACUGGGUCACUUGGCGCUUUCCCUUCCUUCUCCAGUUGAAAAUGUUUUUGUCUCUUAAUAGCCAGCAUUCCCUUAGAGCCGCAGUUAUCCUCAACACACUCAAGCCACAGCACAGUCUUUAUGGUUUUAGCCUUAAUAAAUUUCUGCCUUAUUUAGCAGAAAAUAGGCUUGGUCUGCCCAUCUUAGCCAUGCCUGUCUUAAUGCUGCUUUCCUAAGGUCAACAAAUUUGAAAACCCAUAGUUAGGCUGGCUGAGAUUAAAAAAGAAGAAAAGAAACCAUAUCAGAAAUUAAUAAGGACAUUACUAUCAGAUUAAAAAACAGUCACAUGAGCAAUGUUAAGCAAUACUGUAGAUAAUUUUCAUGAAAUUAACAAACUUCUAGAAUCAUACCUACUAUCAAAGCUUACUCGAGAAAGAUAGUGUAAGAUUACCCACAAGGGAGACUGUAACACAAAAAUUGUACACACAAAAGCUCAUAUUUCGAAAUUACUGGUAAUUUAUAUAAGACUUCUGUAGAUGCUAGUAAUUUAUACCAAACUUUCAGAGAUGUAUUAUGAAAUCUUGAACUCUUCAAGAAACCAGUGCUAAAGGCACUGCCCAAAUCAUUUUACCAGUUACUGAGAUUGUAGAGCCAAGCAAAUACUUUAUCAGGAAACACACUCCAUGGUCGUAAUAGGUUAUUUCAGGAAUGCAAAGCUAGUUAAUAGCUGUCAGUGCAAAUAACAGAUAGUCUCCAAAGAAUAAAGAUUACUUGGGACUACCAAAGAGUUUCAAGGGGAACAUUCAUGCCAUGUAAACUAGGCAUGAAUGUGAGACAUUUUUAAAGGCAAAAGAAUGAGAAUAAUAUAUGACAUUUUAAAAAAUAAUUCAAGGAUUAAUAGGACUGGUGUGAGUCGAAGAUUAAAAAGUUGAGUAGCAUCUGAACUUUAUGUAAGGCUGCUGUGGCUUCUGCAAGGCUGUGAUCCUGGCAGCCUUUCAUGAGUAGCUCGUUAUCAAGUAUACUCUCCCAGGUUUGUGUAUUUCCACUAACGUAUUUGAAGACAGUCUUGGUGUACUGUUACAAUAAAACAGUCAUGACAUUCACCACACUGGAA